UAAAAAGACAUUCGGGCUUGUCAAACGAAUUUUAAUUUUACGAAAACAUGAAGGGAAAUGCUGGGCGGCUAUCACGGUCGCUUGAGCAUCGAGUCUCUGACGCUUUGAAUAGCUACAAGGAGCAAGGCUAUACCGAUUGGAGUACAUCGACAUUGUACGAGUACCUACAGAAAACCGAUGUUUCAUUAAGACGACAGAAGAAGAAGCAGCUAGAAAACAUAAUCGAAAAAAUAUUGCCUGAUUUCGAAGCAUCUGCUGACGAGGAAAACGAGGGUGAAGUAUCAGAAGACGAAGAUCAAGAUGCCGGAUAUGCUUUGCCAAUUAUGCAGCAAACCAAUUCUAUGAACAGGUCUGUAACAAAUCUGUGGAAUCUCCAAAAGAACGACUCACCAGCAUCGACACCAACGCAAUCGGAAGCUACUACACCUAUUCCACCUUCUGCAACAACAACACCUACGACAGAGGUACCUCCUAUUACUACUGGCGCUGCAACUACCAUAGUGACGGAAGAGAAGAAGUCGUCAAAAAAGCGCAGCAAAGCAGCUGGUGGUGGCACUCCAAAGCGCGUUAGAACCGAAACGCGUGAUGAGCCUUUUGUUCCUUCUGCUCGACUUUCGGAUCUUGGUGGUAUCGAUCAUUGUGUGGAGGAGAUCAUGGAACUUAUUGCUAUGCCUUUGGCACAUCCAGAAGUAUACAUUCACACGGGUGUCCAACCACCACGCGGUGUUUUGCUACAUGGUCCUCCAGGUUGCGGUAAAACACGGUUAGCACAUGCGAUUGCUGGUGAACUGGGUGUACCUUUCCUCAACAUUUCAGCUCCAUCCAUUGUGUCGGGUAUGUCGGGUGAAUCCGAGAAAAAGAUCAGAGACGUUUUUGAAGAUGCAAAGACACACGCACCUUGCUUGUUGUUUAUUGACGAAAUCGACGCAAUUACUCCCAAGAGAGAAACGGCGCAAAGAGAAAUGGAGCGACGUAUCGUGGCACAAUUGCUCACCUGCAUGGAUGAUUUAUCAUGGGACAAAACGAACAAUAGGCCUGUCAUGAUCAUUGGUGCAACCAACCGUCCCGAUUCUUUGGAUCCUGCUUUAAGAAGAGCAGGUAGAUUUGAUAGGGAAAUCAGCAUGGGUGUGCCUGACGAAAAGGCCAGAGAAAAGAUUUUGCGGGUGUUAGCUGAAAAGCUUCGAUUGGAAGGCAAAUUUGAUUUCUUGGCGCUCGCACGGGCCACUCCUGGUUAUGUUGGUGCAGAUCUACAGGCACUUAUCACACAAGCAGGCGUUAUUGCAGUAAAGCGAAUCUUUAAGCAUUUACAGUCAAUUACAAUCUCCUCCACAGUUAACCAGAACAAUGAUGAUACCAACAACACCAAGCCUGAAGAACAGCAGGAACAGCCACAACAACAAUCAGAGCAAGAUAAUGCUAUGGAAGAAGGGGAAGAAGGGGAAGAAGGAGAACAACAGCAACAGCAACAGCAACGGAGUAUCGAGAACGCUAUGGAUAUUGACGCUACUACUGUUACUGAAGAUGCGACGGAAGACAAUCAACCUAUUCCAACUACCACUGUUGAAGAGUUCGAGUCUCAAUCUGCAUUGGAACAACUGCGAUCUAUUGCUGAUUUUAUCCAAAAACACAAGGAACCAUUAACGCCAGCACAGCUUGAAUCUUUGGCCAUUACUGAACACGAUUUCCAAUUGGCUUUACCCAAAGUACAGCCAUCGUCGAAGCGAGAAGGCUUUGCAACAGUACCCGAUGUAUCUUGGGACGACAUUGGUGCUUUACAGUUUGUGCGAGAUGAGUUGCGUAUGGCUGUGGUUGAACCUAUCAAUCAUCCUGAGUUUUUCGAACGCGUUGGUAUCACAUCGCCAGCCGGUGUGCUCUUGUGGGGCCCUCCUGGCUGUGGUAAAACGCUGUUGGCAAAGGCUGUGGCAAACGAAAGCAACACCAAUUUUAUAUCCGUCAAGGGACCAGAGCUAUUAAAUAAGUACGUUGGCGAGAGUGAGCGAGGUGUACGACAAGUAUUUGCCCGUGCUCGAGCAUCAUCCCCAUGUGUUAUUUUCUUCGAUGAAUUAGAUGCUUUAUGUUCUCGACGUGAUGACCAACAGACCGAUUCAUCCGCUCGUGUUGUGAAUACGCUUUUGACCGAAUUGGAUGGUGUUGAAAAUCGUAGCCAAGUUUAUGUCAUUGCUGCUACGAAUCGUCCAGACAUGAUUGAUCCGGCUAUGCUUCGGCCCGGCCGACUGGAUAAGCUGCUCUAUGUAGAGUUACCCACACCUGCUGAACGUCUUGAUAUCCUGACUAAGCUUACAAAGAAAACUCCCUUGGCUGAAGGCCUACCUCUUAAAGAUAUUGCAGAUGACUCUCGCUGCAACGGAUUCAGUGGUGCUGAUUUGGCAGCAUUGGUUCGAGAAAGUGCAGUAGCAUCAUUACGAAGCAAAUUCUAUUCUGCGGGAAGCGUUUUAAAUACAGAUGCCACAGCGGACGAGAUUUUCGUUGAAAAGGAACAUUUUGAUAUGGCAUUUACUAAAGUGUCACCGAGUGUAUUAUCUCAAGAUAAGCUACAAUAUGACAAGUUGCGAAAGAAAUUUGGAUAAAUCAAUAGAUGUCGAUUCUUCUUUUUCCUUCACCAUCUCCAUUAUUAGACGCACAAAGACUCCUUUGUUCCCUCACUCAAAGAAUCUAUCAUUUUGCAUUAAACUCCCUCUUGCAUUGUUAUAUACUAUAUUAAAAUACUAAUUUUUUUUGUCAUGGCUUAUAGAAG
Molecule: messenger RNA, 2755 nt
Organism: Zychaea mexicana
Lineage: Eukaryota; Fungi; Mucoromycota; Mucoromycetes; Mucorales; Lichtheimiaceae
Product: P-loop containing nucleoside triphosphate hydrolase protein
Exons: 14
Coding region: 48-2588 (846 amino acids)
Biological process (GO): ribosome biogenesis
Cellular component (GO): nucleus
Molecular function (GO): RNA binding; preribosome binding; ATP binding
Source: RefSeq, a predicted model, not a curated record